Bombyx mori (domestic silkworm) is the source of this 2065-nucleotide messenger RNA. RefSeq names its product ATP-dependent RNA helicase glh-1. The record is from RefSeq and is a predicted model, not a curated record. The coding region runs from base 791 to 2005 and encodes 404 amino acids. Lineage: Eukaryota; Metazoa; Arthropoda; Insecta; Lepidoptera; Bombycidae. The transcript is spliced from 4 exons.
AAUCGCAAAAACUUCACUGCCACAAGAGCUAAACAGUAACGUAUCUCACUCGAGGGACUUUUUUUCUGAAAUAGAGUACGUGACUCAUUUAUUGAUUGACACCCGUCAUAAUGCUUGAGCAGUAACCUUUAUUAAGCCCUCGACAUAUAUUUGAACCGUAAGAAAACAAUGACGUGAAAUCGUCCAAGUGAACCAAGGCCAUAACGACUAAUAUUAUAAUUUAGUGAAAAAAACAUUAAUCAAUCGUUUAAUAAUUCUUGCGACCAAUUAUCGAUUUGUUUCCAUUCAAUCGACACAAUAACUCGAUAAGAUUUCGUGGUUUGGUGUACAACAAUCAAAACGACUUAAAACUUGGUUUCGAUUCUGAUGUGGAAAGGUUUCCUGACAUAAUAGAUUCCAAACUUAUGAAUAAAUCGAAAUGAAAACGUGUCGAUUUUACAAACAAAAAAUUCUUAGAUACUUUCCAGAAUCGGCGGGCUGAAGCAAAAAUCAUAGAGAAAAAACGUCACCCAUAGCGGCUUUUGUUGUUGCGUAAACGAACGCCCCACUGCCGGCACCAAUGAACUGGAAAGCAAGGUCUUCGACCAGACUCAUUGUUUUAUUUCUGCAGUACCGUUCUCAUUAGAUCAGUUUAAACAAUACGACAGGAAGGGGACGACCGGAUACGGGCCCCAGACGUGGCGCGAAAACUAUCACACGACUUCGUUCCACCGAAUUUAACCUUACUAUAAAAGACAGGUGCAAUAACGAAAUGUCAUCAGUCGUUGCACGGUGACAAACACAUUUCACGAUGUUGACAAUUCUGAUAUUCGCUUCGAUCAGUCUUUCGACGGCGACUUUCCACAGAGUCGAAUUAUCGGACACGAAAACUCCCUAUGAUUAUGUUAAAGAACGCUUGGAUGCCAUAGGAACUGAUGUGAAGACUGGACUGCCGCUAUCUAACAGUUACGAAGUUGAAGAGAACGAAGACUAUCCAGAACACAUCGAAGGUGCUGCAUCUACUGUCUUAAAUACAGUGACAGGAGUGGGUGGCAUUAGAGGAGUCGGUGUUGGGGGAAUCGGCCUUAACCAAGGAUUAGGUUAUGGUGGAAUUGGAUUGGGUGGUCUUGGACUUGGACAAGGAUUAGGUAUUGGACUCGGAGGUGUGGGAGGCGUUGGCGGCAUCGGUGGCGGUGUUGGAGGACUUGGCAGCGGAAUCGGAAUCGGUAACGGUGUUGGACUUAUAAACCAAGGUAUUGGAGGCCUUGGAGUUGGAGGUAUAGGACUUGGCGGAGGAUUAGGAGGAGGGCUUCUUUACCAUCCCAUUUUGGGGGCUCAAGUCGGUGCUGGUUACGUCGAUAAAAAUGCCUAUGAUGCCGCUCAGAAGAAAGGGGCUGGUGAAAACAUUGAAAAAAUUGAAAAAAAAGCUGAAGAAGAAACUAAGCACGGUCAAGAAGGAUUUCAACAGGCUGCCGCAGCUGCUAAGGCUGAGAAAGGAGAAUCAAGUUUCUACAAAGACGAGGAAGCAAAGAAGAAGGCCGCUGGUGAUGAAAAAUUCUACGAAGGCGGACAGAAGAUUGAUAAACACGGAGCCAACGAAGAAUCACUGAAGAAAGCAAAGAGUCACAAAAAGGGACAUGUCAGCAAAGGCUUCAAGUCCUCGAGUAGCAAGAAUGAAGAAGAAAAAACGGAGAGCUUUUACGAUGAAGCUCACGACGAAGCAGACCAUAAGAUUGCCGGACAAAACGCUGGCUCGUUUGGUGAAAAGGCACAGCAAGGUUUUAAAGGUGCUCACGAAGAGAAAAUCCUCGACGCAAAUGCUCAAGGAAAAGAAGGGCAUCACGUUUCCGAACAGAAAAUCGACGAUUCUAAAGCGAACAAGGGAGAAUUCCUGCAGAAGGGCUACAAAGGCGGGGCUGAACAACUCGAGAAAUUCAAUAAUUUGGGAGCUCAUUCCGUGCACGGACACCAAGAGUCCAGCGGCGGCUACCAGCAGAAUAAGGGAGUAUUGCCAAUACACGCUUAAAGAGCGUUACGUCAAAAUCGAUCCCUUACAACUUCAUCAAUAAAUUUUACAAAUUUCUAA